AGCUUCCAGUGUUUUAAGGAUGUGUGUAUGGAAACAUCACCAGUCUUAUCUUGCAGUACAUUGGUAGUCUUGGUAGUGUAUACUCACAAGCUCCUAGACGGAAUGGAGGAUUCCAACAAGCAGGGGCUGCAUCAUAACAAGAUCAGUUCAUAUACCCCAUUGGACAUUAUGCAAGGUUGUCGGUGUGUCUGAGAAAUGGGAAAAGCUGAAUCAGGAUUUAAGUGUGUUAAGAUAACCAGUAUAUGCAGCAUGGAGAUCCCACCACAGCAUCUUGAAGGCUUCACUACAGUAUUUGGCAUGGCCCAAGCUGUUGGUGCACUGACGGUUAUCUUGGUGGCUGUUUGGGCUGGACAUUACCGUGGAGGCUUCACAUGGCGCUCUAAUCCGGACCAUGAGUUCAAUUGGCACCCUGUCCUUAUGACAUUUGGAAUGAUAUAUCUCUAUGCAAAUUCUAUUAUGAUUUAUCGAGCAUUUCGAAACAACCAAAAGCGCCGACUGAAGUUGGCACAUAUGCUGAUACACUUUACUACCUUCAUACUUGUUAUUAUUGGUCUUGUAGCAGUAUUUGACUCUCAUAACCUCAAGAAUCCACCUAUGCCAAACCUUUAUACAUUACACAGUUGGAUUGGACUUUCAGCUGUUAUCCUGUUUGCUUGUCAGUGGGUUUCUGGGUUCAUCACGUUCUUCUUCCCUGGCCUUCAGUCACCUCUGCGAGCAGCUUACAUGCCUGUACAUGUGUUCUUUGGCCUUGCAGGCUUCAUUGCAGCUGUGAUUGCUGCUCUUCUAGGCCUGACAGAGAAGGCUUUAUGGGUUUUACAAGAUGAGUACAGUAAACUACAUUCUGAGGGAAUCCUGAUAAACUGCAUUGGAGUGCUGCUGGUUGCAUUUGCUGGUCUUGUGAUGUACCUCGUGACUGAACCUAGGUUCAAGAGGCAACCUCUACCUGAGGACGAGAUGCUAUUAACAUCUGGUCUAGAAUAACAUCAUUCUCAGAUAAACCCAGAUAUGACAAAGCUAUGUGUCUAUAAAAGAAAUCAUAAUUCUGUUAUAUGUAUUUAUGGUGAUGCGUGUAAGUAUAAUGAAUACCAUAGUUAACAUCUGUUUUGCACAGUCAGAAUGAAGAACAAUUUCAAGUACAGGUAUGAACAGUAUACUGUGGAUUAUCCAGACUGAUUGAGGGGAGAGGGAACACAAAUGAUAAAGGAAAUGCUAAUAAUACAAAAUGAUCUUGUUUUCUUAAUAUAAAUUCAAUAGUAACACAGUUUACUGUCAUAACAGGGAGAACAUUGAGUCCAUACCCCCCACACUGAUUUUCCAAAUCCCCUAACAACUGGUUGUAGAUUGUGAGGGUGCAAUAGAACAUACUGGAUGAUACAUAUGAUGGAAAGUGAGAGAGUAAUGAAAACUUUCUUGUCAGUGUUUAUGUGUAAAGCUUUGUGCAUUUUUAUAAAUUUACAUUAAUUUCAGCAUAUAAUGUAAAUUACAUUAAAACAAUUCACAAGAUAAGCCACACAUUGAAUAAUCUGCAUACAUAUAGUUAUACAGUAUACAGUGUAUAGUAUACCUCUCCUCCAUGUUCACACUGUAUGUCAGAUUGUGGUGGCAAGUAUUAGUUGUCAACUGGACUUACUUCCAUUCAGGCACAUAAGAACACUACAAGAUUAGGAAGAUGCAAAUGUGUGGCAUUCUAAAUAUUCUUUAGACUAAAAUAAAUUAUACCAAAAUUUCUAAAAAAUGUCACUUUGAAUGAAAAGUGUUUACAUUACAUAAUAUAUUUGUCUCAUUUCUCUGUGGUGAUGUGGGGGGAAUAAGAUAACAGUAAAAGUUAAAUUAUAUAUCAGUAUGCCUACAUAACACUUUAAUAUUUUGUAAAAAGGGGGUUCUUACUAGUUUAUCAGGAGUUUGUUUUUCUGAGAUUUUUAAUUAAUAGUCAAAAUCAUUUGUCCAUACUCUUGACAGAUAUUUUACUAGGAAGAGAACCUCAUUAAUUAAACACUGAGUUAAUACUUCUAUGUUGUAUAUAAUCACAUGACAUUUUAGGAAUUUCUAAAUCAUAUUUCAAUCCUAGUGGCAAUGAUAUUUUUUUGUACUUUUACUUUGAUUGAAAUGAACAAAUAAAAUAAAGUUACUUGUGGUUUCCCUCUAAAUAUGUUCCAAUCAGUAUACUAAGACAGUAGUACCAUUUGCUAAUUACUGUGACCAAAUGCAUUGUUGAAUGGCAUGUACAGAGAAGGCUUUUCAUGUAGGAAAACAGUGUCUUCUGCUAAUGGCAACUGAACUAGCAAUGAUCUGUGUAAGCUCACAUUUUAUCUCCUAGUUGCAGCAGAAUACAGUAAUGUUUUCUUAACAUAACGCUGAAAACUGACUGCAGAAUUCAGAACUGUUUCAAGUAAUUCUGAUAUCAGGAAUAAGUUCACACAGUAUUAAAUUGUCUAACUGUAUGCAGAGAAACUUCUUAAAUUAUAUUAUAUUGAUAAAGGUAAGGGUGCUGUUUCUUUUUAGGUUAACAUGUACAAAAGUCAGCAUAUUUAAUUAAUUAAGCUACAUUUAUAUUACAGAGUAAUAUGUAAUGCUGUGCCUCAUAUAAGGCUACAGAUUGAAUUAUUACAUUUGUGAUGAUUGUGAAAAUUAUGAACUGUUUUGUUUUUUGAGGACUAAAACUUGAUCCAAAUGUGUCACAUAUGCACACAUAAAUUUCUAUCCUCAGGAUCAUAUAUGUGUGAUGACAGACUAGUAUAUUCUUCUCACUCUCUCAAAGGGGUGAAUAUAGCUAUGAUGAAAACAUAGUACCCAAUAUGGGGUCAUGUGUGAUAGAUCAGGCAACACUGACAAAAGGGAAUAUUUGCACACAAAGGUUAAAUGACUGAGAAAUGUACACUUCAUAUAACGCUUAUGUAUUGUAUUUUAAUGUAUUUCUGUUUCCCUCUUUUGUUGUAGCACUUCUAAAAAAUAUUAAUAAAUCCCUGUUUCUUGUCCAUUAAUUUUUUUUGAAAAUAAUUGUGUAACAGGCCUAAUUUGUAUACCAUAGCCAUGUAGUUCUUAAAACAAUAGUCUAUUUUUUAAGAUUAAAAUAAAGGAGUUGACUUAUAUCUCACACAGCAAUUAUAAUAAUUAGAUAUUUGUAAUAUUCUGUUCAAAUGUUUAUGGCAUUUCAUACUGACAAGAAACUUCCAAUGACCACAUAUAUAAAUUAUAUUUUUAUACUGAGAGUUCAGUUUCAUGACUUCUCCAUUAAUCCCCAAUUCUUAUAAUAUAUGUUGUUGGAAAUUUGCUCCCUAAUAAGCAUUAUUAAAAGUUGACUGUGAAACAAAUCAUUGGUUUGUGAUUUGCUGCUGAUACUUCCACACCAGAAUGACCAUUUAAUUUUAAAAGAUCCUUACAAUUAUUUCUGUCUUUCCACAGAAGCAUAGGUAGCAAUAUUACGUGUUUCAAUUUCACACAAUUUGAAGCUCAUAUUUAAGGCUUAUUUGCAUCCUACACUCAAAAUUUAUAUUUUAACAUAAGUCUGAAGGUUUCCAUUUGUUAAAAACUUAAACAGGUCUACCACAUCUGAGUACUGGCAUGCUUUGUUCUACAAAUGCACACACACACAGAAAACCUUGGUUAAUUGUAUUUUUGUCAUUAAGACAUGUGCUCAUAGACUGGGGAUGUGCAAAUUUGUUCUUAUUUUAAAAGGAAAGUUACCUGUUAAGAUAAUUAUUUACAGAAUUGCACACAAGAUUGUAAGCUUUUCAGCUAAGCAUGUUUACAUUGUACUUAAUGUUAUGAAAUCUAUAAUAGAUGAUCUUGAGAAAAUAGUAAAAGUAGCUCAGAAAUGUUACAGGCUGUCCAAUAAUAUUCCUUAUGUUUGUACAUUAUAAGUCUUUAAUUUUCUUUAAUUGGUGUUUUCAUGACUUGAUAAUUUAGUAUUUGUAUUGUUGGAUAAUAUACAUACUCUGAAGCAUCAUGAA
This is a messenger RNA of Zootermopsis nevadensis, 3950 nucleotides long. RefSeq names its product putative transmembrane ascorbate-dependent reductase CYB561 homolog. The record is from RefSeq and is a predicted model, not a curated record. Gene Ontology annotation, molecular function: oxidoreductase activity. Lineage: Eukaryota; Metazoa; Arthropoda; Insecta; Blattodea; Termopsidae.